AUGAAGAUUCUGGUUACAAGAACAGUAAAGGUCCCAGAAAACUGCACAGUGAGCCAAGAAGGAAAGGUCUUUACGUUCGAGGGGCCAAAGGGGAAAAUAGUGGAGGAUUGCACGCGACAUCCCUUGACAUUUGAUAUUUACGAGGGGAACAUCCGAAUAAGGCUCUGGAAUGGAAAGAGAAAAGCGGCAGCUCUUGCAAUAACUGUUGAGUCGCUGCUGAAGAAUGCCAUUAAAGCUGUCACAGUAGGGUUUGCAUAUACAUUGAAGGCCGCAUACAACCACUUUUCCAUUAACAUGGAGGUGAAGGAGGAUGGGAAGGUCCUCCUUGUGAAGAACUUUCUUGGAGAAAAGAAUGUUAAGGUAUUUAGGAUGCGUGGUGUUGCUAGGGUUAGGCUUGACGAGAGAAAGGACACAAUAGUUAUUGAGGGGCCGUCUCUUCCCGAUGUCUCUCAAAGUGCAGGGACUAUCUCCAACGAAUGCAAAGCAAAGAAUCGUGAUAGUAGGGUAUUCCUUGAUGGGAUCUUUGUUACAGAGAGAGGAGUUAUGGCUUAA
Messenger RNA from Encephalitozoon hellem ATCC 50504, 552 nucleotides. Its product is annotated as ribosomal protein L6. Lineage: Eukaryota; Fungi; Microsporidia; Unikaryonidae. Gene Ontology annotation, cellular component: cytosolic large ribosomal subunit; ribosome. The record is from RefSeq and is a predicted model, not a curated record. The transcript has a single exon. Gene Ontology annotation, biological process: cytoplasmic translation. Gene Ontology annotation, molecular function: structural constituent of ribosome; rRNA binding. The coding region runs from base 1 to 552 and encodes 183 amino acids.